UGAAGUUGUAGUGUUUAUAUUUCCCAUCCAAUCCCUCAGGUUACGUAAAAAUUUCGUACGCAGUGGUCGAUCUAUCUAUAGAUAAAAAGAGAACGGUGUAGUCUGGAUCUGUGUACAAAAAUAAUCAAUGAAACGUUUCGUGACGAACCCAAAUGUAUGACAUAACAUGCUGUGUAAAUCCCAUAUGUGCAUAGUUAGUGAUUACUUAAAUCUUGUUGCAAGGUGAAUUAGUCAAAUAACUGAAGUUAUUCUUAAGAAAUUGUCAAGAUAAUUUGUAGUUCUACUCUAUAAUAAAAAGUGCUGGAUCAAAAUGCAAAGACGAACAUCAAAUGGCAACAAAGAUAGAAAUCAACAUUCCAGAUCAGGAAGGUUCAACGGAAGAUCUGAUUCACCAAGAUCAUCAAAUGAAAAUUCCAAUAAGUUUGCGAGUGUGUCAUAUUUGAGAAUAUUAUUAUCGUAUAAUAGUGAUCACAUUCUAAAUAUUCUCUCAAAAAAUAAAGAUGAAUAUUUUAAAGUGUUGAAUGAAAAUAAUAUGGGAUGUUAUGAUUUGUUGGAAGUAAUCACGAAAAUAACUGUCAAAAUAUGCGAAUCCUCAUUUAUAGCUAAUAAAUAUCAAAUUUUAAAAAUAACCGUUAGUAAAUCGUUCGUGGAUGCUUGGAAAAAACAAAUUUCAAAUAAACCGAAUUUAGAAAUUCAAUAUAUCGACGAUAUUUUAAUAAUUUUUGAAAACGCUUUAGAUUUCAUGCCUUCUUUAUGUUGGUAUCAAAUAUAUAUCUUUAUAAAAUUCUUAAACACCACGAAUAUAUGCAAGUCUUCGUCAAGUUUAAUAAACAAAUUGAAUAAAUUGAACGGAAAAGUUGGUUCUUUCAAAAAUAGAUUUUCUAAAUCGACCAAUAAAAAUGCGUUAGCUCCAGAAGAAGAUUUCCAUUCAAUAACUAUUUUUCCCUCAAUUAAAGAACUAGUUACAAGAGAAAUGAAUUUCAUCAGAUCGAACGUAAUUAGAGGAUCCUACGAAAGCGUCUCCCAUUAUCUAGACGUUUUAUUUAGAUUACAAAGGGAGGAUUUUUUAAAUCCGAUCAGAGAAGAUAUUUGCGAUCACAUCAACGGUGUCGAUAGACAUUUAUUCAACAUUAAGAUUUACAACGAAGUAUUGUUUUUAGGGGAAUCUUGUAAUAAAGACGAUAUAUGCUACGAAUUACAAAUAACAUUAAAUAAAAAGUUGACAGAACGAUUAAAUAAUGAAACGAAAAAUAAAUUUAUGACUGGUAGUUUAUUGCUAUUUACGGAUGAUAACUUCAAAACGGUUCUUAAAGGAUUAGUAGUAAAUUCCGAUGCCAUAGGUAGAGGAAAACUAAUCGUCUCAUUUGAAGAAAAUUUUCCGAAAUUAAAACAUGCUUACAAAAUGAUUGAAUGCGUCGUAUUCUUCGAUCCGUAUUAUCACGUCCUUAAAGUAUUACAAAUGAUGGAAAUCGACGAAUUACCUAUGGGUAAAUAUAUCGUUUCUGUAGAAACUACAUCGACGAAACGCCCCGCUUAUUUACCGUUAACUACACCACAACCAAAAGUGAAACUGAAUCAAUCCCAGGAAAUGGCAUACAAGGCCGCUUUUUCUAAGGAAUUUGUUAUUAUUCAAGGACCGCCUGGUACCGGAAAAACUUUUUUGGGUUUAACUAUAACGAAGGAUCUUUUAAUGUAUAGUCAGGGACCAAUCUUAAUAGUUUGUUAUACCAAUCACGCUUUGGAUCAAUUUUUGGAAGGACUUUUAACUGACGAAAUAAAUCUGGUGCGCCUUGGAUCACAAUCUAAAAACGAGAAACUUCAACAACAUACACUCAGAAGAAUGAAACAGAAAUUUCGUACAGGACAAAUGAUUAAAACUAAAACACAAAAUAUUGAAAACUUUGCAGCCAACAUAAAAAAACUCGAUGUACCAUUAACAAUAUUACGAAAUCGCGAUGGUAUAGUCGGUUUAAAAUAUUUACAAACAGUCCUAGGACAAGCCUUCACUGAAGAAUAUCUAUUCGUAUGGCUCCUCCAAGACACCACGAAAUAUAUUGAUGACUCGGAAGCAAAACGGUUGACAGAAGUUUAUUGGAAUUAUAUGAAAAAUACCACAAAUGUACGAGAUUACACAGUUUUACUUUUGGACAUGGAAAAAUGGUUGAGUGAUAUUUCAACAUCGAAAUCCACGGUACAAUUGGAAAUUGAUUCGUUAAAUGCAGAGUUUGUAGGUGGUCAUAUAACAAAAGAAAAAUACACGCAUUAUAUGUCGUUGUAUGAACGUGAAAUGAAAUGUUUGGAAAAAGAUUUUGAUUACAUUUUCGAAAAAGUAAUUUUUUUAACAAAUCAUUUAGAUAAAAAAUAUAAACGAGCUACGAUUCAAAAAUUGAAUGAUCCAUAUAAAUUAUCAACUGAAGCUAGAUGGGAAUUGUAUCAAUUAUGGCUAGAUGAAGCGCAAGAAAUGUUGGAAGUUGAAAAAAAGAAACUACUAGUUCAAUAUCUAUCGGCAUAUUAUGAGUUCAAUAUGUUGAAGGAAGAUGUUGAUGUGGCAACUUUAAAAAAAAUGGAUAUAAUAGGAAUGACUACAUCAUGUGCUGCAAGAAUGCAUUCAACGUUACAAAGAGUAGAAUGUCCUAUUGUUAUUGUAGAAGAAGCAGCAGAAGUUUUGGAAGCGCAUAUAGUUACAGCGUUGUCAAAAAAUUGUCAACAUUUAAUCUUAUUAGGAGAUCAUCAACAGCUCAAACCGGGUACGUCCGAUUAUGUCAUUGGUAACCAAUUUAAUUUAGGCACAAGUCUAUUUGAACGAAUGGUCGAAAAUAACAUUCAAUGUCAUACAUUGAGUGUUCAGCAUAGAAUGAGACCGGAAAUCGCCAGUUUAAUCACUCCAGUGAUUUAUCCAAAUUUAAAGAAUAGUGUUUCUGUUUGUAAUUAUCCAGAAGUGCGAGGGAUGAAAAAAUCAUUAUUUUUUAUACAUCACAAGAAUCCAGAAAAAGAGUUCGGCGAUGCAAGCAAAUUUAAUCGUUUUGAGGCUGAAUAUCUUGUUAAAUUAGCAAAUUACCUACUCAAAACGGGGUAUAAAUCGGAGGAGAUAACAAUUUUGGCAGCUUAUGCAGGCCAAGUGGUUACCAUAAACCAGGAAGCGGCUAAGAUUAAAAAUAAAGAUUUGAAAAAGGUUGAUGUUACAACAGUCGAUAAUUUCCAAGGUGAAGAAAACAGAAUAAUUCUACUGUCUCUUGUAAGGAAUAACGAUGAAGAAUCUGUUGGAUUUUUGAAAAUUGAAAACAGGAUUUGCGUAGCAUUGUCGAGGGCCAAAGAAGGAUUUUAUAUAAUGGGAAAUAUGAGGAUGUUGUCAAAUGUCAGUAAAAUCUGGAAAGAUAUUAGAAAAACUUUGAAAACCAUUGAAGCUAUAGGACGGUCCCUACCACUAUUUUGUCAAAAUCAUGGAACUGUGACUGAAAUAGAAAAAAUUGAAGAUUUUGAAAAUGUUUCUGAAGGGGGAUGUAAUAAGGAUUGUUUUUUCAAGUUGAGUUGUUCUCAUGAAUGCAAACGAAAAUGUCACAUGGAUGAUUUAGAUCAUAAAGAGUAUAAAUGCAAGGAACUGUGCCUCAGAAAGAUAUGCGAUUUUUCAUCACACGAUUUGUGCAAAAAGUAUUGCUUCGAAGAUUGCGGUGUAUGCCAAAUCACAGUCACAGUUACUCUAAACUGUGGGCAUAACCAAAAAGUUCCCUGUUAUAAAAGAAAAAGUCUCGAAAAAGUUGAAUGUUCAUUUGAGAAUACCAUAACUUUAGCUUGCAGCCAUGAGUAUAUUGAAAUUUGUCAUAAACAAGGUCAAUUGAAGCAAUGCAAUGAAUUGUGCAAUAAAAUUUUAAAGUGCGGUCAUAAGUGUGCACAAAUAUGCCAUUAUGGUAGAGAUACUGAACAUAUUGAUUAUAAAUGUUCGAUAAUGUCAAAAAAAAUAAUUUGUAUUGUACAAAAUUCGGAAAAAAACAUUUUUCGCUAUUGGCUUGUUAUCAACAACCGAUUUUGUGCAAUAAUAAAUCAACAAAAGUUCGUAAAGAGUGUGGUCACUCUUACAAUAAUAUCCCGUGUCACAAAGAUGUGGAUAAUAUGGAAUGUAAGAAGAGUUGUAAAAAGAAUCUGCCAUGCGGCCAUCUUUGUAGAAAUGAAUGCUAUGAAAUUUGCGGACCUUGCAAAUUUGAGAUGCUUCAACAAGCAGAAUGCGGUCAUUGGUUGAAUAGUAUAUGCGGUAAUACACCAUCAGUGAUGGAAUGUACAAAUCCGUGCGUUAAAACUCUUAGAUGCGGACAUAGAUGCCCGAAAAAAUGUAACCAAAGAUGCUCAACUGAAGAAUGUCCUUCAGUUUGUUUUAAGAAACUAGACUGUGGCCAUACUUGUAUUGCCGCUUGCAGUCAACCCUGCGCUUGCCAAUUAAAACAAAUCCCUCAAUGUUUACAUUUGAUUAAGAUGAAAUGCUCCGAAGAACCUACCAAAAAGGACUGUAAAAUAUGUAAGGAUCGGAAUGUUGAUUUUCAUGUUAUUUUACGUUGUGGUUUUACAUUUCACACAAUCUUAAGCCAAAUACUCGCGUUUUUUAGAAAAUAAUGUAUUUAUUUCUAAACUCGCUAAGGUUACAAAAAAUAUAUUCUUUUAUACAACAUCUCUGUUAUUAUACUAUAUUACUAAAUAAAGCCACUGAUAAAAUAGG
Molecule: messenger RNA, 4705 nt
Organism: Diorhabda carinulata
Lineage: Eukaryota; Metazoa; Arthropoda; Insecta; Coleoptera; Chrysomelidae
Product: NFX1-type zinc finger-containing protein 1
Exons: 14
Coding region: 311-4234 (1307 amino acids)
Biological process (GO): regulatory ncRNA-mediated heterochromatin formation
Cellular component (GO): nuclear RNA-directed RNA polymerase complex; nucleus
Molecular function (GO): helicase activity; zinc ion binding
Source: RefSeq, a predicted model, not a curated record